UACCAUUUUGGAAUAGCCAUUAACGCUACCUUACCCUCUGCUUUUCGUUUUUGUGGCUUCCUUAUCGUCUACUCUUGUCCUUCAAAAACCUUCAAUUUCCCAUUUCAGAUUCUUUCUCUUCCAACCCUCCAUCUCUCCUCCUCCUCCUAUGCCUUUUCUAUUUCCACAACUUUGCCUUUCAACCCUCUUGAUUUCGUUUUGAUCCUCAUCUCUCUCUCUCUCUGCUGUCGGACUGCAAGGGAGGUAUGAAUUCUUAUUCAAAGGUGCAUUGAUUAAAUGAUUUGGUCGUUAAGGUCUAGAAGAUGGCCUUAAUUACCCAUCAUUCUCAGGGUUCUUAUGCAGAAUUUUCAUCAAGAUUGUCAUUCUGGAAUGGCUCUUUGAAUCUAAAACAGCGUGUAACAUCUGUUCGCACUGUUGGGAGAACUGAACACCAUACUCCAUUGAGGAGCAAUAUCUGUUUUAGCGUAGGGACUCCUCGAUUAUGUGGCCCAAGAUCUAAUCUCCUGAGAGUUUCGGCCUUCAAAAGCACUGCUCGUAUAGAUGAUGAGACAGGUGGGGUAGCAAAUGGAUCCAAGAUUUCCAGCUACCCUGUAAAGCUUAAAGAUGUUGAUCAUUGUACAGAAACUCCAAAGGCAAACAAUGUUCCGGUUUGUUAUGCCUCUGGAGCAAAUGAGGAUAUUGCUCCAUCUCCUGCUAUUCAAAAAUUGUUCAAGAAAUGGUUGGAAUUGUUGCGCAGACAACCUGUAAGUCAAGAUGUGGAUGGGAUUCUGGAGGAUCUACCCUCGGCAGAGAUGUCAGAUACUCAGCAAGAGUCCAAUAAAAAGGAAAGCAAUGACAUUCUUCAAGGGGUUUGGUUCCACUUUCUGGGACUUAAUGCAGCAGUGAAGAUUCCUUUGCUAAUGUUUGUUCCUCUGUACCUGGCGGUCAAUGUGUUUUAUGGGGCUGAAGUUUCAAGAGAGUUGACUCCUCUUUGGAUUUUGGGGCCCUUAGUGACUGCUUUCUACAUCAAAAUUUGUCACUGGAUGUGUGCGCUCUGUAUCUUCAGCUUUAUGCAGGCGGUUAAACUAAUAUUGAACAGCCCCACUUACUUAUGGAUAGUAUAUCACUAUAUCAUACGAGGGAAACUUGUAGAACGUUUCAUGCAAUCUAUAAUCAAAAUUGACUUGAAAGCACUACCAAAAAGAAAGCUCAUGGAGUUAAGAGGGUGGGCUAUUGAGAAGUACCUUGACUAUGUGGAAUCAAAUUGGCAACGCUACUUCAGAACAAUCAGGUUCUUAAAGAGAGCUCAUCUGAUUUAGACUACUGCUUGUAUUUUGAGGCAAAUCUUUACCAAGAACAAAGGCUAGAUCCGGUUUCUUUCUCACGUUAUCUAAGAUGCAUGAUUCGUUGUUAAAGCAGGGCUGGCUGACCACUUUUAAUGUGAGAUUAUUGGUGUUUGAUGAGUUAAUGAAGGAUCAGAACAACUUGAGUUUUCCGAUUUUUGUUAAUGUUGUGAUGAGGAUGUAAUUUUCUUAACUCUUCGUGUCCUUUUAAUUGGAAGAGGCUCCACAUUUAUUUGCAUUUUUCUUGUUAUAAUGAUGUAUAUGUAAGCAUUAUCAACUUGAAUGUUAGCAAUCAGUCAUAUUUGAUAUAUUGUAUUGCUUCAUUUCCA
Cucumis sativus (cucumber) is the source of this 1651-nucleotide messenger RNA. RefSeq lists its product as uncharacterized. The record is from RefSeq and is a predicted model, not a curated record. Bases 303 to 1298 code for a protein of 331 amino acids. Lineage: Eukaryota; Viridiplantae; Streptophyta; Magnoliopsida; Cucurbitales; Cucurbitaceae. The transcript has 5 exons.